Molecule: messenger RNA, 1392 nt
Organism: Otolemur garnettii (small-eared galago)
Lineage: Eukaryota; Metazoa; Chordata; Mammalia; Primates; Galagidae
Gene: CHCHD4
Product: coiled-coil-helix-coiled-coil-helix domain containing 4
Exons: 3
Coding region: 98-520 (140 amino acids)
Biological process (GO): protein import into mitochondrial intermembrane space
Cellular component (GO): mitochondrial intermembrane space
Molecular function (GO): protein-disulfide reductase activity
Source: RefSeq, a predicted model, not a curated record
CCUGGGAGGUACUUACUUUGCCCCAGGAGAGGGAGGUCGCGGUGUGAAGCUGCUACCGCCGUCGCGCUUCUGGAAGGUGUAAGCGCCGGGCCCAACCAUGUCUUACUGCCGGCAGGAAGGGAAGGAUCAAAUCAUUUUUGUGACCAAAGAAGACCACGAAACCCCAAGCAGUGCAGAGCUGGUGGCUGAUGACCCCAACGAUCCAUAUGAGGAGCAUGGGUUGAUACUGCCAAAUGGAGACAUAAACUGGAACUGCCCAUGCCUUGGGGGAAUGGCCAGCGGCCCCUGUGGGGAGCAGUUCAAGUCAGCCUUUUCGUGCUUCCACUAUAGUACGGAGGAUGUCAAGGGAUCAGACUGUAUAGACCAGUUCCGGGCCAUGCAGGAAUGUAUGCAGAAGUACCCAGACCUCUAUCCCCAAGAGGAUGAGGAAGAGAAAGAAGAGAAGAAGCCAGCAGAACAUGUAGAAGAAACGGCUGCUGCUGAGGCCACUGCAACCAAAGAAGAGGAGGGGUCAAGUUAAUGAAGGCCAGAAGGCACUGGAGCCCAGUCCUUCCAUUUUAGAGUGAUAUGGACCUUUUAUAAAAUGCCUUUUAGUCACCUUCCAAGAAAGUAUCUUUUCCUCUGUUUUGUGCACUGUAAUGUACAAGAUAACUUAUUUUGAUGCUCAGAGGUCUUGGCCUGUUGACAUAUACACUGAAAAAAAUGGGGAUUAUAUGUAUGUGUUUCAUAUACAAACCAGUGAGCAAAUGUAGCCUCUACUUUUGAAUUCACUUCUCAGAUUGCUCUGAAUUUUACCACUUUGAAAUAGUGGGCUGAAUAUUGCCAGCAUCCAAAAAUCACUAUCCAGGAAUGUUUCUUAUGAGUGAGUUGAUUUAUUCUGAUUCAUCAUAUUUAUACCUUUUAGUAGAUUUUAUACCCUUUGGGUAAUGAAAGAGAAACAAAACAUCUUCCUUUAAAAUGCUGGGGUGGGGCCAAUUCCUGCUUAGAAGAGGCUAGAUGGUGAGGUACUUACUACUUAAAAAGCAUCUUGACCUUGAGCGUAUAAGGGGGUGCUACACUUCAUUCCUGAUACAUUUUGGUUUCCAUUUUUUUAGGUUUUUCUAAUUUCAGAAGGUGGAGAUUUGGACCCUCCCAUUCAUGAUCCCUUUCUAGUGAAGAGAAAGGGUGGUUCUUACUGUUCUUGCUAUUCCAAAAACCCUAGUUUGGGACCUGUGUUCACACUGGCUUUCAGUCUGGUCAGAUGCAAUGUUCUGAGAGGUGGGGACCCAGUUGUUACCGGAGUAGCAGCCAGGAGAAGUAAGAGCGUGAAUUAAGUAAUUAAAAGAAACUGUGAUUUCUACGUGAUUUUGAAUGUGUUCUUUGCUUUUCCUAAUAAAAAUUAUUUUUGAUGUA